AUGUGGAAGUUCCCAAGGACUCGUUACACGGACUCUAACGGCUCAGAGGCGAGCGAGGAGACGGAGAUUGCUCUAAACAUCGGUGGUGUCAAGCACAUUCUCUACGGGGACGUCCUGAAUCGAUAUCCCGAGACACGUUUGGCGGAGCUGGUGAACCGCUCCACGAAUUCCGCACAAGAAGAUCUCUCUGCGCUCUGCGAUGACUACGACGAAUUAAAGCGAGAGUUUUAUUUCGAUAGAGAUCCAGAGGCUUUUAAAUGCAUCCUAGAGCUGUACUACUACGGAGAGAUUCACAUGAAGCGAGGAAUCUGUCCCAUUCGCUUCAAGAGAGAGAUGGACUAUUGGGGGAUCGACAAGGAACAUCUCAAUGAAGGGUGUAAAAGCAAUUUGAAUGAUAUGGAAACCGAGCUGGCGAAAAUAGUUGAAAGGGCCAAGGGCAUCCUGGACGCCCUGAAGGAGGACGUGACGGUGACUAGACUCCAGAGGUGCCAAGCGUUCCUGCGGAAACUCAUGGCCGCGCGCGUAUUCUCAGUUGUGUCUAUCGCGUUCAUCCUGCUCUCCUCUGUGAUCAUGUGUGUGAGCACCAUCCCGGAGCUCCAAGUGCAAGAUGCCGUGGGUAACCUGGUAGAAAACCCGAUCAUUGAUUGCAUCGAGACGACUUGCAUCAUCUGGUUCACCGUGAAAUAUAUUUUGCGCUUCUUUUGCUCUUCGAACAAAUUGCGCUUUCUGAUUUCCUUCUUGAAUAUAAUAGACUUUUUAACCAUCAUGCCUUUUUACAUAGUGUUGCUUCUGGGUACUGCCAUGAUGGGGCUGGGCAGCGUCCAGCAGGCAGUGCAGUCGUUGCGAGUCAUGCGAAUUUCGCUGCGCAUCAUGCGUCUUGCGCGCGUCUUCAAACUCGCGCGCCAUUCAUCAGGUCUGCAAACUCUCGCAUUAGCGCUUAAAUUCAGCCUGAAAGAGCUGGGUCUGAUAUUCUUGUAUAUAAGCGUGGGGAUUUUCUUGUUCUCGGCGCUGGGAUACACAACAGAGCAGAGCCAACCGGAAACCUUGUUCACCAGCAUCCCACUGUCCUUCUGGUGGGCCAUCAGUUCUAUGUCCACAGUGGGUUAUGGAGACAUUUACCCUCAGACCACGCUAGGCAAGUGUAACGCCGCUGUCAGUUUUAUGUGCGGUAUCUUAGCUAUUACUUUGCCACUUAACCUGAUCAUUAACAACUUCGUCACUAUUUACAAUAAGCAGUAUGAGCUUGAAAUCACUGUUAAGCAUGAGAUCGAACUCAUGGCGUUACACGCGGAGGAUGAAGCGCAGGAGUGUCAGGAGGCUGGAAAAAUGCCAUCAGCGGCUUCGGUUAGCAACCAUUCGGUGUGGGAUAGUGCUGGUGUGACCGCGUAACGAAGUAACAUACCGCGUUACUUGUUACAGUCUUAAAGUGCAAGAACAAAUAGAGAGUGAUUCUUUAUCAACUUCAAAAUAAACGUAGGAAAUAAAACCUAUCAAUAUAAACAGUUUACUGUGAUAUCUAUCUAUCUAUCUAGUGGCUAUGAAGUAAUCCAUCUUUUGUUUGAAACCACUUUGGCAACAGGUGCAUCUUUUUCUGCAGCCGAAGAAAUACUUUAAUACCUUAAAACUUAGGCCUAUCUAAUUUGUAAUCCAUACUGAAAUUAUAAAUUCCCAACACUGCAGUUGAAAUUUUAUGUGGAAGUCAUUGGGAUGAAAUAAAACAUUUUUAACAAUUCAAA
Molecule: messenger RNA, 1736 nt
Organism: Megalobrama amblycephala (Wuchang bream)
Lineage: Eukaryota; Metazoa; Chordata; Actinopteri; Cypriniformes; Xenocyprididae
Product: potassium voltage-gated channel subfamily F member 1-like
Exons: 1
Coding region: 1-1389 (462 amino acids)
Biological process (GO): protein homooligomerization; potassium ion transmembrane transport
Cellular component (GO): membrane; voltage-gated potassium channel complex
Molecular function (GO): voltage-gated potassium channel activity
Source: RefSeq, a predicted model, not a curated record